Molecule: messenger RNA, 3408 nt
Organism: Alosa alosa (allis shad)
Lineage: Eukaryota; Metazoa; Chordata; Actinopteri; Clupeiformes; Clupeidae
Gene: ramp2
Product: receptor (G protein-coupled) activity modifying protein 2
Exons: 4
Coding region: 1501-2094 (197 amino acids)
Biological process (GO): regulation of G protein-coupled receptor signaling pathway; intracellular protein transport; G protein-coupled receptor signaling pathway
Cellular component (GO): signaling receptor complex; cell surface; membrane
Molecular function (GO): coreceptor activity
Source: RefSeq, a predicted model, not a curated record
CAGAAAGCUGAACCCUAUCAUGUCUUCAAAGAAGGCCAGGCCCAGUAAAUACUGUAAUGCCUUAAAUACAAGACUGACAGACACACACACACAAGACAAAACACAUCCCUUGUCAAUCAGGCAGGUCCUAUAGCUUUAGUGGUGUCAUGGAACUCCGCACCAGUGUACCUCCAACAUCAAACCAUCAUCGAGAUGAAGACUCAAGUGAUGAAAGCAUGUAAGGGAAAAUGUGACAAAUAACAAAGGAAUGGACCUUCUCCACUCGCCUCUCCUGUAUCUAAAGGUCGAUACCAAUCAACUUGACAAUACGAAAGAUUCUCUAACCUCUUUGGGAAAUUAUGGUUAAAGCAAGCAGCAGUGUUUUUGACCGUGUUCCACAAGAUGGGUUUCUGUGAUCAUGUGUGAGAUGUGAUGUGAGCAUAAGUCCACAGGAGAUCAAGUCAGUCAAGAUAGAACAAACAUACUUGUGGAGGGGCCUCUUGCUGAGAAAAUGCACAACAGAUAUUGAGUUAACUGCCAAGAGCAACAGCCAUGGGGAAUCUUUUUCAGGCCAGCAAACACACAGGGCAGGCUUGCCGGCCAGCGCAGGACCAGUGAGACUGGCCACAUGGCCCACACAUGGACUGUGUCAAAGGUUAAUCAAAACCUUAUUGUCAGCAAUAUCCACGCGUCCGUCUCCUUCAACCAGAUCAUGUUAAAAUCUCAUUAACAACGAACCUACAAAACACAACACAACCCAACCCAAUAUGACAGGCAAGGGACAGCAACACCACUUUAUAACACUGAGCCAAAGCACAUUGUAACAAGUCAGCAAUCUAAAGGCACCGGCUGCCAAUGCAUAUAUAAGUCAAAAGGGUAAAAUUUGAUCUGAACAUUUCUAACAAGUCUUUAAGUUGUAGUUUAUAUGUCCAGAAAAGACUGUUUGUUGUCUGAAGUCUUACCAAGACUGCACUCACAUGGCAAACAGCCUGCAAAUGUUACAUAAAGCGCCUGGCUCACUAAGGACUCUGGACCGCCUCCCUCACUUCUUUUGAACUAAAGCUCUGAAACUGUGACUGGUCCAAAACGUUCUAAGUCUAAGAAGGUGCAUGUUGUGGCCCAGCCAUGCCAGACAAGGAAAUAAGUGUCCUCUUAUGAUGGUUGAAAACUCAGAAAAGCACCUGAUGUAUGAAAUUGCAAUUGACGAGUAGAGGUAGCCUAAGAAAAAUAAUAAAAAGAUUAGGCUAUUUCUUCGAAAGUUUUGCACCUGGUCUUGGGUUGCCUACGUUUGGAAAAGAAACGUGGACAGGGCAAACUACAAUAUUACCCACCCACCUCUCCACAUGAAAACUGAGACGUGAGAGGAGAUGGAAAGGAAGAGCAAGGAAGAGCGAUAGGAGCGGUCAAAAAGUGGGCAGUCCCGGCGCCGUCAGGAUCCACUGGUAACCGCUGAUAAGACCCCAACAUCUGGUAACCGGAGGUUACAGCGCGUUGCAUUCCCACCCUCUUGCAUUUCCUGUUAUGCCCUGUGCUGUUCGGCACGCUUGGAAGCCUCUGCAGACGGUCAGCAAGUCCCGCCUCGAUUUCGAUUUCUCUGUCAUGAGGGGAACCCUGACUUUUUUAGGAGUGUUCCUCUCUGUUUUCUUCCAUACCAACGGAAUGGUGAAAUCCGACAGAACGACAUACGAUUGUGGUAAUAAAACCACUCAUUGUCGGGAGUACUACUGUUCUGUCUGUGAGGAAUUUGGCCUAGCAAGGAGUGAAUGCUACAAAGCUCUACAUGACCACGUUUGUUACCACCCUUUUAUAAGUGCCAUGAAUCAGUUUAACAACACAAACCUUUGUCAGUGGCAUAUGGUGCAAGAGCCUUACAACACCUUCACAGAGUGCACAGAGGAGAUCGCUGACUGUCUGCUGAUUCCAUGGCCUAAUCCUGAUGUGGAGAAGGUUUUUGUUGACAUUCACACCACAUUCUUUCAAGACUGUGCCGUGGAGGAGCUGAGGGACCCACCUCCCAGCAUCGUGUUUGCCCUGGUCAUGACGCCCAUCUGCCUCAUCCCUGCCAUGGUCAUCCUCGUUGUGCUGAAGACCAAGAAUGGAGACGGCAGGUCCUGACGUGUGGUCACUGUUGCUCACGCUGCUGCCCAUGCUGCUUUGGACACACACAUACACACACUUCUCCAACAUCAUCUCAAGCAGCUCAUCUCAUGCUCUGCUGUCUCCAUCCAUUCAGAUUGGAGUGAUGCCAAAUUAUGUUUUUUUUUUUUUUUUUAACACAAUGCCUUGGACAUAAGGCUGCACAAUUAUUUGAUUUUCAGUUGUAAUAACAAUUUGAACUAAUGCAAUUAUAAUAAUUGUGCAGCCCACAACUUUUUCCCAAUGGUUAAUGUCACAUGAUUUUUAUAUUUAUAUCAUCCUCUUUGUGUGAUAGAUAGUGAAGCUUACCUCACUGGAAUGAUGUGCUUCUCAUGCACCAGGCAUGCUCACCAAUCAGAAGUGGCCUAACUUAAAGUGAACUCUGGAAUCUAGUUUUGACUAGAAAUUAUGUCUUCAGUGAUGUCAUUUGGGGUGAAUUGCACAUUGUUGAAGUGGACAGGAGAUGAAAACGGUCUCCAAUACUUGGCUGGCUUUAUGAUGUUUUUUCUAGAUUGAGUAUUUCAGAACGGGAACUACCCAUUUAAGAAUCUGCCACUUACAUAUUUUAAACUAAUGUACAGGAUAGAGGUUGUCAGUCAAUUAUAUAUUCAUAUAAACAUUAUUUUCAAAGCACUUAAGUAAUUUUGGCAUCACUUUGAUGACAAAGGCCCCAAAGGCUUGCUGAGUGACAGGGCCAUUGUUUGUCCCAACUGAGAUACCCGCAGGAAAAAAAAAAAAAAAAAAAAAAAACACAAGACGAGGGCAUUGCAGCCAAUGAUGGUAUUAUAAAUAAUAAUAAUAAAUAAUAUGUAUUUUGAAAUGGUAAUAACUGGGAAAAGAGAAGUUUUUCUAGUCUCCAUUAGCCAACUGCUUACCUAACUGAUGAAUGUAGCAGGGAUAAGAAUAGUGGCCAGCAUCAUCUGAUAGGAAAAUCAGGGUGUGCUCUCCAACGAUAGGCCAGUCGCGUUGAGGAUGGCCCGAAUGGACUGCUCCGAUUAGCAGAGGAAGUGGGGGGUCAGGGUUGAGGACAAGCCUCAGCAGCACAAUGGCAAGAAAUGUUUUCCGGGCAUUGUCCCCUAAUGAGGGUUGCAAGGCUUGCGCCUGGCAGUACCCUCAGGAUUCCUCUCAUCUCUGGCACCCGGUUUGGUAUAUUUGUCCAUGCCGUAGAUAUAUUUUUAGAUAACAUAAUAAUGCAAUAACAAUGUAAUGGCAAUAUGCUGUUUUUGUAUGACAAUGAAAGCCAAUGAGAGUCUUUCAGUUUGAAUGACCAAAUAAAUAUUUACUCUUUGUGUA